AUAUAUUUUUUUUUUUUAAAUGAAAACAAAAACAGAAAAAGGAAGAGUUAGAAUUUGCUUUCUCUUUCUCGAUCCCUCUCUCUCAAAAUCGCUGUUCCUCUCUCACCCACCGCCACCGGCCGCCGCUCUCAAUCCCUCUCUCACUGCUCUCAAUCUCUCUCCCUCACCUCGCCGUAACGCCGUUCAAUCUUCCGCCGCAGCCGCACCACUGCUCAGCUCACCGCGCCGCACCGCACUCACUCUUUCUCUUCGUCUCGUUUCAGGCUCUCUAAUAUUACUGGAAUCGCCACUGGACACAACAACUGAAAAUAUGACAGAGAGGAGCAAAGAGCUUCUUCAAUUGGAGGAGCAGAACCCCACGCCCUUAGAAACCACUCUUCUUGUUUGUGAUAAUAAUUAUAAUAAUAAGAAGAAGAAAAAAGAAUCAAACACUCAAACUAAGAGAUUCCCCACUGCUCCACUUCCUCCUAGCCAACUUUUAGGGAAAGUUAAAGACUUCCUAGGAGUUAUGUCAGAAGCAAAUAAGCGGCUGGAGAAUGAUGCUAAGGACCAUCCAGAGGAAUAUGAUAUUGAAGAGCUAACAGGAAAUGAAUCUGAAGUUAUUGAAAUGGAUUUGAUGCUUGGUGUUGCUGAUCUUCAUACACCUGAGGCUGUGGCUGCUGCGGAGUCAGCUAUUUCAGGUUGUCAGCCCGUGAUUUCAUUGCCUGCUGAUGGUAGUGAAAUAGACUCGGAAGAAGAAAGUAGUGUUGAUGAAGAUGAUGAAAUUGAUGGCAAUGUUGAUGAUUGUGAUUAUGAAAACACUGGUAAAAAGCCUUCGUCGCUUGAUCAAAAACAUACUUCUGAUAAAGAUUGUGACCAUGAAAAAAAGAAGGGAAAUCGCCGUUCGAAAAAGCGUCCGGCUAUAGUUGAGCUAUCAUGAGGCCAACGGGGUUAUGAGAAUUAAAUGUUUGUCUUGUAUGAAAUCAUUAUGACAUCAAUAUACUGAGAUGAAUGUACUGGAUUUGCCCCCCACCUGGCUUGGAGUCCCUCAUUUUGGGAGAUAAGCUUGGAACUUAGCUUAUGCUUAUUUCUUUUUUGUUUUCCUUUUUUUUCCUUGUUAUUUUGUAACACCACCAAAAGAAAUACUGAGAUGAAUGUGGCCAAAAUCACUCAAUAUUUAUACAUUGGGGUUCAAAUUUACUAUA
This is a messenger RNA of Trifolium pratense (red clover), 1184 nucleotides long. RefSeq names its product myb-like protein V. Lineage: Eukaryota; Viridiplantae; Streptophyta; Magnoliopsida; Fabales; Fabaceae. The record is from RefSeq and is a predicted model, not a curated record. Gene Ontology annotation, molecular function: box C/D methylation guide snoRNP complex binding. The transcript is spliced from 7 exons. The coding region runs from base 20 to 919 and encodes 299 amino acids. Gene Ontology annotation, biological process: box C/D snoRNP assembly.